Messenger RNA from Culicoides brevitarsis, 1457 nucleotides. It is a transcript of the gene Sps1, whose product is annotated as inactive selenide, water dikinase-like protein. The record is from RefSeq and is a predicted model, not a curated record. Gene Ontology annotation, biological process: L-selenocysteine biosynthetic process. Gene Ontology annotation, cellular component: cytoplasm. NCBI's taxonomy places the organism in Eukaryota, Metazoa, Arthropoda, Insecta, Diptera, Ceratopogonidae. Bases 108 to 1298 code for a protein of 396 amino acids. Gene Ontology annotation, molecular function: selenide, water dikinase activity; ATP binding. The transcript has a single exon.
GCUGCAAAUCAAUACUGACGCUAAUUUGGUCCCGCAAAAAAUCGUAAAAACAACAAAUUUUGCCACGAAAGUAGUGUGAAAAAUUGCGAAAAAAGUGCGUGAAAAAAAUGGCCGAAUAUACAGACUCAUUUGGUGUCGCUCCAAUUGAUAUCGGAGGCUCGAGCAACUUGUCAUUACGACGCCCCUUCGAUCCUGCCGCUCAUGACUUGGAAUCGUCGUUCCGCCUCACGCGAUUUGCCGACUUGAAAGGUCGCGGCUGCAAAGUGCCGCAAGAAGUGCUCAACAAACUCGUGUCGUCGCUCCAGCAAGAUUACACACAGGAACAUGAUAGCUUCAUGCAUAUGGCUGUGCCUCGCAUCGGCAUCGGUCUCGAUUGUUCCGUAACGCCGUUGCGUCAUGGCGGUUUGUGUUUAGUGCAAACGACAGAUUUCUUCUAUCCCAUUGUCGAUGACCCCUAUAUGAUGGGAAAAAUCGCUUGUAGCAACGUUUUGAGCGACUUGUAUGCCAUGGGAGUGACGGAAUGCGAUAACAUGUUGAUGUUGUUGGGCGUCAGUACGAAAAUGACGGAAAAGGAACGAGAUGUUGUCAUUCCCUUGAUAAUGCGUGGCUUCAAGGAUGCCGCUUUGGAAGCUGAGACGUCGGUAACGGGCGGGCAAAGUGUCGUUAAUCCGUGGUGCACAAUUGGAGGCGUCGCAUCGACAAUUUGCCAAGUCAACGAAUACAUUGUGCCCGAUAAUGCGGUUGUUGGCGACGUUUUGGUUUUAACAAAACCUCUGGGCACCCAAGUUGCCGUCAAUGCACAUCAAUGGCUCGAUCAACCCGAACGCUGGAAUCGCAUCAAACUCGUCGUAUCGGAAGAAGACGUUCGCAAGGCUUAUCAUCGUGCAAUGGAUUCGAUGGCACGUCUCAAUCGCAUCGCAGCUCGUUUGAUGCACAAAUAUAACGCACACGGCGCCACAGAUGUCACGGGCUUCGGAUUGUUAGGACAUGCCCAAACUUUGGCGUCGCAUCAAAAGAACGAAGUUUCCUUCGUCAUUCACAAUUUGCCCGUUAUCGCGAAAAUGGCAACUGUCGCAAAGGCUUGCGGCAACAUGUUCCAAUUGUUGCAAGGACAUUCCGCCGAAACGAGCGGAGGACUUUUGAUUUGUUUGCCACGCGAACAAGCAGCUGCCUACUGCAAGGAUAUCGAGAAGCAGGAAGGAUAUCAGGCUUGGAUUAUCGGAAUUGUCGAGAAGGGAAAUCGCACCGCUCGCAUCAUCGACAAACCCAGAGUUAUUGAAGUGCCCGCCAAGGAAUAAGGAGAUCAUUAACGAGCACGGAAAUUCUUCUAAUUUCAACUAAAAUUUAAUAAACAUCUCAUUUGACAGAUUAAUUUUGUUUUUUUCGGAAAAGAUUCUAUAUGUAGUUUAAGUCACAAUUUAAGUUCUUUAAUAAAGAAAUCAUUCAUGAUAAAAAUA